This is a messenger RNA of Staurois parvus, 324 nucleotides long. Lineage: Eukaryota; Metazoa; Chordata; Amphibia; Anura; Ranidae. The record is from the annotation of a GenBank genome assembly.
GCCCCGCCUGGGGGCCCGAGGCCUGUCGCUCCAUCUGGGGGUCCGGCGCCCGCCGCUCCGCCUGAGGGCCCGAGACCUGUCGCUCCAUCUGGGGGUCCGGUGCCCGCCGCUCCGCCUGAGGGACCGAGACCUGUAGUUCCGCCUGGGGGUCCGGUGCCCGCCGCCCCGCCUGGGGGCCCGAGGCCUGUCGCCCCGCCUGGGGGCCCGAGGCCUGUCGCCCCGCCUGGGGGCCCGAUGCCUGUCGCCAUGCCCGGGGGCCCGCCCGAUGUGCCUCUGCCCGGAGUCCUGCCCGAUGUGCCUCUGCCCGGAGUCCUGCCCGAUGUG